GCCAAAAACCAACCUGAUUUCAAGCUCGGUACUACCGUCUCGCUAUACCGUCGCUGCUGCAGGAUCUAAUCGAAGCGUCGGAGAGCUGCUGAGCUGCUUUAGAGCUUGCCCCACUUGUAGUCUUGCCUGACACCGUCCCAGACGCGGCUACAUAACCGCCCAGAAACCACCCCAGGAGCUGUGUGGGUAUUGGGCCAGCUCCCAAGUCGACAAUAGCGCCGCAAUGUUCCGCAAGAAGACGGCCGGCCCCGCAGUCGACGAGAAGGAGGCUCCUAUCAAUGCCAUCUCCCCCGCUGCGCCCGUGGACGCCCCGCGUGUACGACGAGCCUAUUCUCUGGAUGAUUUUGAGCUGCUGGCAACGCUGGGCACGGGCACUUUCGGCCGCGUACGCCUGGUGCAACUCAAAGGCGUGGGGUCCUUCCACGCUCUCAAGAUCCUCAAGAAGAGCGAGAUCCUGCGGCUCCAACAGCUGCACCACAUCAAGUGCGAGGUGGAGAUCCUGAGUCGAAUCCAACACCCGUUUAUCGUCAAUUACCUGGGUCAUUUCCAGGACGAACGGAGACUGUAUCUAGUGCUCGAAUAUGUGCAAGGAGGGGAGCUCUUCUCCUACUUGCGACGUCAAGGCCGCUUCCCGGACCACGUGGCCUGCUACUAUGCGGCUCAGCUAGUCACAGCACUGGCCUAUCUCCAUGCACAACACAUUAUCUACAGAGACUUGAAGCCCGAGAACUUGCUCAUUACAUCCGAGGGAUACCUCAAGAUCACAGACUUUGGCUUUGCCAAGAUCGUCGAGGACAAGACGUGGACGCUCUGCGGUACACCCGAAUACCUCGCACCGGAGAUUAUUCAGAGCAAAGGACACGGCAAGUCGGUGGAUUGGUGGGCGCUCGGCGUGCUCAUCUACGAGAUGCUGGCAGGGUAUCCUCCUUUCUACGACGAGAACCCGUUCGGUAUUUAUCAAAAGAUAUUGGACGGUAAAGUGGACUUCCCCAAGCACAUAGACUCCAAAGCCAAGGAUCUAAUCAAGAAAUUGUUAUCGCAAGACCGCACCAAGCGACUUGGUUGCUUACGAGGCGGAUCGGAAGACGUGAAGAAACAUAAAUAUUUCGGCAAAGUGGACUGGGAUGCGGUGCUCGCACGCACCGAGACACCACCAUAUCUGCCGCCAGUGGGGGGACCUGGGGACCACACGCACUUUGACGAGUACCCGGACUCGCCUGUUGACGACGCUGUCAUUCUGUAUGGAGAAGAUCGAGCUGCCUUCGAAGUGUUCGACCAAUUUUAAGUUCAAUGCGAGCAAAAUGUCUUUCCAUGUGUCGUGCAAUUGAUCCCGUGCAACGGGAUCAAAUUCAGUAAAUUACUUAUAAAAAGGGCUACAUGAGACAUACCGAACUUCAACUAAGCGAAAAUGGCUACGUACGUUGAAGUUAUAGUCCUAAAAAGUUACUCGUGCUUACUUGAACGAAUAGUGCGCA
Molecule: messenger RNA, 1475 nt
Organism: Phytophthora nicotianae INRA-310
Lineage: Eukaryota; Oomycota; Peronosporomycetes; Peronosporales; Peronosporaceae
Product: AGC/PKA protein kinase
Exons: 2
Coding region: 224-1285 (353 amino acids)
Biological process (GO): peptidyl-serine phosphorylation
Cellular component (GO): cAMP-dependent protein kinase complex; nucleus
Molecular function (GO): cAMP-dependent protein kinase activity; ATP binding
Source: RefSeq, a predicted model, not a curated record